AUGAAUAGCUUCAAUCUUCUCUGUGUAAACAUACAUUUCUAUGCUGUAGCAGCUUUUAUUCCUCAUCCAGCAAUUCGAUUUGGUGGUCAAGCUGGAGAAAGUAUAACUCACACUGACAUGACACAACUUGGUUUUAUUCGUAGCCUUGGUCGAUUUUUUCUCGGCACUCAUCAUGGAAAUCAAGUUAACGCUGAAAUUUUCAACAGUACACAUACUAUCGACGAACUGUACCAAUUAGUGCAUCUCGAUUGGAGUAGUGACCAAGUGAAGCUUUAUUCGCAUCCAUUAAAGAGCAUAAUUGAUCAUAUUCAAGUAAGGGAUGCUCUGGUUGAUCUAAAUCCAUCGACAAAAGAUUUACCAUCAGCUCAUUUUGAUACUGAAUCGUUUAUUGAGAGCAAUCGUCGAAUUAUGGACUUGCGAAAAAAAGUUAUCGAAGAUGCAACCAAUCCGAAUAAAGAUCUAGAUUCAGCACGUGAAAAAAUUGGAGAUCUACUUCAUACACUUCAAGAUUUUUAUUCUCAUUCAAAUUGGAUUGAAAUGAGUAAAACAGAAAUAAAUCAUCGUAUCGGUAUGGAAGAAAAUAUUGGUCAAAUUGCUGACAUACAUCAAGCAACAUGUAUUAGUGACGGAUGUAAAAAUAUUAAAUCAAAAUGUAGUAUUUUACAAAAAUUAAUUCUCAAAAAUUGUCCUAUGGAAUAUUAUGAUUGUAAAAAUAAUAUUCGAGAUGAAAUUAAUAAACAAGACAUAUUGACUAAUGGUUAUAUGUCAAAUCAGUUGCAUGAAAAAGAAGAACCAUUAUUAAAACCUACCAACAUAGAAAAGUGUUCACAUGGUUCUGUAAUGGAUAAAACAGCGCAUCAAUCACCUUUUGGUGGUAUCAAUAAAGAUACCAUGACACCGGUGUAUUCUCCUCACUAUCAUUUGCACUUUGAAGCAGCUAAAUUGGCAAUACAAACUACUGAACAAUUCUUCAAUGAUUUGUGUAAAGAUAUAGGCAAUGAAAAUUUUGAUCGUCUAUUUGCUAUAAAUCUAACUGAAAAACACGUUGAAAUGGCAGUGACUGCCAUUGAAAACAAUGAAAAGUUUCAUUUUCUAACAGCAACACUUUCGAUUGGUUUAAGCAGCGGUGAUAUUAAUUUUCAAAAGAGAAUAAAACAACGUCUGCAAGAAAUUCUUUCAAUUGUUUUUGAUAACAAGGAUCCCGAUGUACCAACAUAUACUCUCAAUGACAUUGGCGUCGAUAGAAAUGCGAUGAACAUACAUUCAGGUUCAUUAUUGAUUGACAGUUCUAAAACUAUUAAAAGUAGACGACUUUCCCAACGUCGAUAG
Messenger RNA from Rotaria socialis, 1329 nucleotides. Lineage: Eukaryota; Metazoa; Rotifera; Eurotatoria; Philodinida; Philodinidae. The record is from the annotation of a GenBank genome assembly.